AUGUAUUUUAAAGAAAUCAUUAAACCAAUUGUAAGCUCAGGAUCACAUGUGUCCAGCUCUGUGUCUCUGAAGAGUGACCGGUCAAAAGAUGCAGGACCAAAGUUCAGUGGGGAAAAACCAUCAUCUAAUAAAAGGCUUCAAUAUGAGACAUUAGACUCAGACGUUCAGACUCACAGGAACCACAAGAAUUUCAAAGACAAUCUCCUGUGGAUCUUCCAGGAUCUUGAGAGCAAAAUAAUCACAUUUCUGAAGAAAGAGCUUGAAAAGUUUAAGAAAAUAUUACAAAAUGAGAACACACAAAACUUUGUGAAGGACUUUAAUGAGAAUAGAUGCAGUAUCAAAGCAGCAGCUCUUGAUCUCACACUACAUUACCUGAGAGAGAUGAAGCAAGAUGAAGCUGCUGAUGCUCUAGAAGUUGAGCUGAUCCUCAUUCAUCAGCUAAAAUGUGGCCUAAAGAAGAAGUAUCAAUGUGUGUUUGAAGGAAUUGCGAAGCAUGGUGACUCCAUACUUCUGAAUAACAUCUACACAGAUCUCUAUAUCACUCAGGGUGGCAGUGAACAGGUCAAUACUGAACAUGAGGUCAGACAGAUUGAAGUUGCUUCCAGGCGUCAUGAAUCUCAAGAGAUUCAGGUUAAAUGCACAAAUUUGUUUGAAGCACCUGAUCAAGACGAGGAGAUCCAAACUGUACUGACAAAAGGAGUCGCUGGCAUCGGAAAAUCAGUCUCUGUGCAAAAGUUUGUUCUGGACUGGGCUGAAGGAAAAGAAAAUCAAGAUAUCAGUUUCAUAUUUCCUCUUCCAUUCAGAGAGAUGAACUUAAAGGAGAAGGAAAAACUAAGUUUGAUGGACCUUAUAACUCAUUUUUUCCCAGAGACAAAAGGACUGAACCUUACAAGAAGAAAUCAAUUCAAAGUCCUGUUUAUCCUUGAUGGAUUGGACGAAUGUCGCCUUCCUCUGAAGUUUGAUUGUAAUGAGACGUGGUGUGAUGUAUCGUCACCAGCCUCUCUGGAUGUUCUCCUAACGAACCUCAUGAAGGGAAAUCUGCUUCCUUCUGCUCUCAUCUGGAUCACCACCAGACCAGCAGCUGCCAGUAAGAUUCCUCCUGACUGUAUCGACCGGCUGACAGAGAUACGAGGAUUCAGUGACGCUCAAAAGGAAGAGUACUUCAAAAAAAGAUUCACAGAUCAGAAUCAGGCCAACACAAUCAUUGAUCAUGUUAAAAAAUCAAAGAGUCUCUUUAUCAUGUGCCACAUCCCAGUCUUCUGCUGGAUUUCAGCCACUGUUCUCCAGAACAUUCUGGAGGAGAAAAUAAAUAAUGAUGUGAAAAACAAUCAGGCUGAUGAGAUCUCUAAAACACUACAGGAAUCAAAUACUGAAGACACUCCCAAGACUCUGACACAAAUGUACACACACUUUCUCCGCUUUCAGAUCCAGCAGAGCCGCCGAAAAUAUGAUGGAGAAUACACAGCAGACGUUUCCUGGGAUAAAGACGCCAUCCUUUCACUGGGGAAACUGGCAUUUCAUCAGCUGGAAAGAAAUAACGUGAUCUUCUAUGACACAGACCUGGAAGCCUGUGGUAUUGACGUCUAUAAGGCAUCAGUGUACUCAGGCAUGUGUACCCAGAUCUUUAAGGAGGAAACAGGGAUCAUUCUUGGUACCAUGUACUGCUUUGUUCACUUGAGCAUUCAAGAGUUUAUUGCAGCCCUUUAUGCACAUCUGUUUCUAGACAUCAACAAGAAAAGUAUGUUUGUUCAUGAGUCUACAGAACAGGAAAACAAAAAUAAAUCCAUGAUUGAUUUUCUGAAGACUGCAGUGGACGAGGCGCUCAAGAGUGACAAUGGACACCUGGACCUUUUCCUUCGCUUCCUCCUCGGUCUGUCACUCCAGUCCAAUCGACGACUCUUACGGGGUCUGUUGACACAGCAAGACGACAAUGACCAGAGCAACAAGAAAAUAGUUCAGUACAUCAAGCAGAAAUUAGAAGGAAAUCUGUCUGCAGAGAGAUCCAUCAAUCUGUUCUACUGUCUGAAUGAACUGAACGACCAAACUCUGGUGAAGGAGAUUCAGACCCACCUUAGCAAAGGAAGUCUCUCAUCUGGUGACCUUUCACCUGCCCAGUGGUCUGCUUUGGUCUUUGUGUUGUUGACAUCAGAGGAAGAGCUGGAGGAGUUUGAGCUUCAGAAAUUCAAGAAAUCAGACGAGUGUCUCAUUAGAUUAUCGGCAGUCAUCAAAACCUCCAGAAGAGCUCUGUUAAAUGAUUGUAGCUUAACAGACAAAAGCUGUUCAGCUCUGGCUGCAGUUCUUGGAUCAGAUACCAAUCUGAAAGAGCUGAACAUGAACAAUAAUAAUCUGCAGGAUUCAGGAGUGAAGCUGCUCUGCACUGGACUGAAGAAUUUAAAGAGUAAAUUGGAGAUACUGAAACUCUCUAACUGCAGUGUAACAGAAGAAGGUUAUAAAGCUCUGGCUUCAGCUCUGAGAUCAAACCCUUCACACCUGAUAGAGCUGGAUCUCACAGGAAAUGAUCCUGGACAAUCAGGAGUGAAGGAGCUCAGUGAUUUACUACAGGAUCCAAACUGUCAACUGAAGACACUGAGGUUUUUGAGUGCUGCUGCAGAUGAAGCCUGUCAGUAUGUGGAGAGAGUUGUGGGUAAAAACCCGUUACUCCUGAGAGAGCUGAAACUGAGUGAACAUGAACUAGGAGACACACGAGUGAAUCAGAUCGCUGCUCUACUGCAGGAUAAACACUGUCGACUCAAAACACUGAUUCUGUAUAGAUGCAGUACUACAGAGGAACAGUGUGUCAUCCUGACUUCAGCUCUGAAAUCAAACCUGUCACACCUGAGAGAGCUGAACCUGAGCUGGAAUAAACUAGGAAACACAGGAGUGAAGCUAUUAUGUGACGUACUGAAGGAUUCACACUGUAAACUGGAGAGAUUGAGACUCUCUAACUGCAGUGUAACAGAAGAAGGUUAUAAAGCUCUGGCUUCAGCUCUGAGAUCAAACCCUUCACACCUGAUAGAGCUGGAUCUCACAGGAAAUGAUCCUGGACAAUCAGGAGUGAAGGAGCUCAGUGAUUUACUACAGGAUCCAAACUGUCAGCUGAAGACACUGAGGUUUUUGAGUGCUGCUGCAGAUGAAGCCUGUCAGUAUGUGGAGAGAGUUGUGGGUAAAAACCCGUUACUCCUGAGAGAGCUGAAUCUGAGUCGACAUGAACUAGGAGACACACGAGUGAAUCAGAUCGCUGCUCUACUGCAGGAUAAACACUGUCGACUCAACACACUGAUUCUGUAUGAAUGCAGUAUUACAGAGAAACAGUGUUUCAUCCUGACUUCAGCUCUGAAAUCAAACCCGUCACACCUGAGAGAGCUGAACCUCAGUGAGAAUAAACUAGAAAACACAGGAGUGAAGCACUUAUGUGACGUACUGAAGGAUUCACACUGUAAACUGGAGAGAUUGAGGUUAAUCUACUGUUAUAUGACAGAUGAAGGUUGUUCUGCUCUGACUUCAGCUCUAAAAUCAAACCCAUCACACCUGAGAGAGCUGAACCUGAGCGGGAAUAAACUAGGACAAUCAGGAGUGAAAAACCUCAGUGAUCUACUGAUGAACCCACAAUUCAAGCUGGAGAAACUAGAUCUGAGUGGAUGCAGAAUUACAGAGAAACAGUGUGUCAUCCUGACUUCAGCUCUGAAAUCAAACCCGUCACACCUGAGAGAGCUCAACCUCACCUGGAAUAAACUAGGGGACUCUGGAGUGAAAAACUUCGGUGAUCUACUGAUGAACCCACAAUUCAAGCUGGAGAAACUAGUUCUGUAUAGAUGCAGUAUUACAGAGAAACAGUGUGUCAUCCUGACUUCAGCUCUGAAAUCAAACCCGUCACACCUGAGAGAGCUGAACCUCAGUGAGAAUAAACUAGAAAACACAGGAGUGAAGCACUUAUGUGACGUACUGAAGGAUUCACACUGUAAAUUGGAGAAAUUGAGGUUAAGCUCCUGUAAUAUGACAGAUGAAGGUUCUUCUGCUCUGACUUCAGCUCUGAAAUCAAACCUGUCACACCUGAGAGAGCUGAACCUCAGUGAGAAUAAACUAGGAGACUCUGGAGUGAAAAACCUCAGUGAUCUACUGAUGAACCCACAAUUCAAGCUGGAGAAACUAGAUCUGUGUGGAUGCAGUAUUACAGAGAAACAGUGUGUCAUCCUGACUUCAGCUCUGAAAUUAAACCCGUCACACCUGAGAGAGCUGAACCUGAGCUUGAAUAAAGUAGGAAACACAGGAGUGAAGUGCUUAUGUGACAUACUGAAGGAUUCACACUGUAAACUGGAGAGAUUGAGGUUAAGAUACUGUUAUAUGACAGAUGAAGGUUGCUCUGCUGUGACUUCAGCUCUGAAAUCAAACCCGCCACACUUGAGAGAGCUGGAUCUGAGUGUGAAUGAACUAGGAGACUCUGGAGUGAAAAACCUCAGUGAUCUACUGAUGAACCCACAAUUCAAGCUGCAGAAACUACAUCUGAUUGGAUGCAGUAUUACAGAGAAACAGUGUGUCAUCCUGACUUCAGCUCUGAAAUCAAACCCGUCACACCUGAGAGAGCUGGAUCUGAGCUGGAAUAAAAUAAAAAACACAGGACUGAAGCACUUAUGUGACGUACUGAAGGAUUCACACUGUAAACUGGAGAGAUUGAGUCUACAGAGCUGUGGCAUUACAGACGUUUCUUCUUUAACUCAGUCUUUGACUAAGUCAAAAGCACUGCAUUUUUUAAAAGAGAUUGAUCUCAGUAAGAAUAUGAUUGGAGACUCAAAGCAGCGGCUCAGUGACAUGCUACGAGACUCAAACUGUGUCCUGAGGUGA
Ctenopharyngodon idella (grass carp) is the source of this 4839-nucleotide messenger RNA. RefSeq names its product NACHT, LRR and PYD domains-containing protein 12-like. Bases 1 to 4839 code for a protein of 1612 amino acids. The record is from RefSeq and is a predicted model, not a curated record. The transcript has 20 exons. NCBI's taxonomy places the organism in Eukaryota, Metazoa, Chordata, Actinopteri, Cypriniformes, Xenocyprididae. Gene Ontology annotation, molecular function: protein binding.